AUGCCUCUUGUGAGCGCCGCAAGCCAGCAUGCAACGGACUCCACGGAGUGCUCUUUUCCGAUUGCUGCAGGAGUGGCCGCAGGAAAUGCAGCAGAAGAUAUUGCAGGAAAAGAAGUGAGCAGGAAGUGCAUUAAUGCAGCUGCCUUUUUAGGGAGUUCUGUGGAGCAGCAGGAACGACCCGGGCCCCAGCAGCAGCAACAUCAGCAAACGCGGCAUGAACAGCUCAAGCAACAGCAUAAUUUGGAGCAUCCUGAACAUGGGCCCACUGGGCAAGGACAGGAGGAGGAGCAACGGCAGCAGCAGCAGGAGAGAGCGAAGCAUCGUCGUGUUUGUUCUGGGUGCAAUCGCCCCUGUUCUGUGUGCUACUGCAGCAUCAUACGGGGGAGAGAAUUGAGCCUUUCUGAACAGGACGUUUGCUCCAUAGUCAACAGAGUCCUCAUUUUCAUGCAUCCUCUUGAAAAGAAGAGGAAGAACGGAUCUGUCAGCGUGCUACAGAAGCUUGUCAAAGGAAUAGAAAUUUGGCCCCACAGAAGACCCGGUUGCUGCCCGUUCGCUACCGAGCAGCAGCAGCAGCAGCAGCAGCGAGAGGAGGAGAAUCAGCACAAAAUGCAGGAAAAGGCAGCGUUGCAACGUGCAGAAGGAAUUCCCCGUGUGUCUGCAGAAGCAGCAUGCAGUGAGGGGCUGGAGAGGCCAGAAGUUGCCGACUGUGCACUUGCAGGUGCAGCAGAAGGAUCUGGUCAGCAGCAGCAGCAGCAGGCCCAGCAACAGCGGCAGCCGGAGCAGCAGCAAGAGCAGCACCUAUGUACCCGCGAGGGUGUUGCGGUGUGUGACACAAGCCGAAUGCUGUUGCUUUUUCCUACAGAGUCUUCUGUGACUCUUGGCGUUGGGUCUUUGCCUGUUCGUCUCCCCGUGACCCUCCUAGCUAUCGACGGCACAUGGAAAGAAGCCAAAGAAAUGUUUAGCGCCUCUCCCUGGUUGCAGAAACUGCCUGCCGUCCACCUUCCUAUUCGGCAGGAAGUUGUGGCGUUGAAUGACAACAUUGCCGGCUCUGCUGCUGCUGCUGCAGGUACUGAUCCUGCUGCUGCUGGUGCUAAUGCUGCUGCAUCCUGUUGUAGGAACAGCAGCACGGACAACACAAAGGCGCUCCGCGUCUCCGGUGCCUACGGGAUGAUACGAACUCCCCCAGCGAGAGUAGCAGCAAGUGGAGGAGUCUGUACAGCCGAAGCAAUUGCCGAAGCUCUGUCGGUCUUAGGAAGUUGGGCCCGCAGCGGCUCCUCGCCGCUACUGAACAUUGGUGAAACGACCAGGGAGACGCUGCAGUGCAUAGUCUCCCUACAGCAACGCAUGCGAGGUGAAGGCAGGGACAGGGAACUAACCGCGUGA
Messenger RNA from Eimeria acervulina, 1383 nucleotides. RefSeq lists its product as hypothetical. NCBI's taxonomy places the organism in Eukaryota, Apicomplexa, Conoidasida, Eucoccidiorida, Eimeriidae. The transcript has a single exon. The record is from RefSeq and is a predicted model, not a curated record. Bases 1 to 1383 code for a protein of 460 amino acids.